Molecule: messenger RNA, 651 nt
Organism: Budorcas taxicolor (takin)
Lineage: Eukaryota; Metazoa; Chordata; Mammalia; Artiodactyla; Bovidae
Product: EKC/KEOPS complex subunit LAGE3-like
Exons: 1
Coding region: 1-438 (145 amino acids)
Cellular component (GO): EKC/KEOPS complex
Source: RefSeq, a predicted model, not a curated record
AUGCAGGAGACUGGUGGGGACGUAGGCGCAGGCAGCCUGGCGGGUGGCGCCAAAAGCCAGGGCCGGCGGGGGGUCGGGGGUGGCCGGGGCGGCCCCGGCAGCGCGGGUGCUGCUUCCGCUGCAGACCACGGAGCUCCGGGUGUCGCGCCGGCCCAGCACUCUUCCCAAAGGCCGGGAAGCCGACCAUGCGUAUUCACCCUAAGCGUGCCUUUCCCGUCCGCCUUGGAGGCAGAGAUUGCCCGUGGGUCCCUGGCCCCAGAUACCGAACCUCACCGUGGGGCGGUUGGGAAGGAGCUCACAGUGAGCGGCAAUGUCCUGGCGGUCUGCUGGAGAGCUGAAGAUUGCCGCCUCCUUCGAAUCUCCAUUGUCAACUUUCUGGACCAGCUUUCUCUGGUGAUGCGAACCAUGCAGCGCUUUGGGCCCCCUGUUGCCCGCUAAGCCAGGGCUGGGGAAAGGGGGGUCUGAUCUGGUGGCCCUUCCUAGACAGUGCAUCCUUCCUAGGGCAGUGAUUCCUGCACUAGUUGCCUAUUAUGGGGGCCUCAUCUUUUGGCUAUAAUGGCCCUUGUGUGCUCAAGGUCCACUUGCAUUGUUUGGUACUUAAAUGUUUCUUAACUACUGAAAAUAUAAUUGACCUAUGAUGAGUUUAUUUUC